CCCGCCCACCAGUGAGCUGUCAUUCGUAUUGUAUAGACAUAGGCUAGGAUAGGAUAGCGUGUGUUCCCGGUUCCUCUGUACAACAACUUAAACAAAACUAGCCACUAAAAAAAAAAGCAUGGCAAUUUCGAGCAGCCAAUCCUUUCUCUUGGCGUCUGUGUUAUCAUUAUUGGUUUUUUCCGGGAUGCAAAUGUAUAAACAUUUGCUAGUGACAUCUCAGCCCUUAACACUUUUUGGUGGAUUCUUGGGAUCAGUUCUAUUUACUUUCAUAUUGACUGCUGUUGGAAACCUUGAAGCUACUCUUUUUGGCAAGGGUUUCCAGAUGAAACUUUUUCCUGAAGUUCUUAUUUGCUUAGGCAUUGCAUUAACAGCAUCUGGAAUGGUUCAUCGUAUAUGCACCACUGUUUGUUUGGUGCUUUCACUAGUCCACUUGUAUCACAUAAACCUACUGUCUCAAAAGAUGUAUGGACAAAGUGCUACUGUUCAAACUUUUGCUACCAAGAAAAGGAAGUAGACCUGUGCACAAUAAUCAAAUACAUUUUCUAAACCCUU
Daphnia pulex (common water flea) is the source of this 552-nucleotide messenger RNA. RefSeq names its product protein KRTCAP2 homolog. The record is from RefSeq and is a predicted model, not a curated record. Bases 119 to 514 code for a protein of 131 amino acids. The transcript is spliced from 4 exons. NCBI's taxonomy places the organism in Eukaryota, Metazoa, Arthropoda, Branchiopoda, Diplostraca, Daphniidae.